AUGGUUCGCAACAUGAUUUCGAAAACUGACUUGCUUAAAAGCCUAUGGGGAGAAGCAAUUAAAACAGAAAACUACAUACUUAAUAGAGUGCCUAGCAAGUUUAUGCCUAAGACACCUUUUCAAAUUUGGACUACCAAAAAUCCUAGCCUGAGACAUCUUCAUGUAUGGGGUUGCAAGACUGAAGCUGGAAUCUAUAACCCCCAAAAAAAGAAGCUUGAUCCUAAAACGAUAAGCUGUCAUUUUAUAGGUUAUCUCUCAAGAUCAAAGGGUUUUAGAUUUUAUUGUCCAAAUUAUGGUACCCGAAUUGUUGAGACUGGUUGUGCAAAGUUUAUAGAGCAUGAGGAGAAUGCCACUGGGAAUGAAGACUUUAUUUUUGAAGAAGAAGGUGAUGUAGCUGUGAUUGAGAAUGCCGAACAAGAUGUUACACCUUUGAUUCCUUUAUGUGAAACUGUAUUGGAAAAUCCUCUAUUUGAAGAACCAAUUGAACCACAAGAACAAGCUGCUGAGAAUCCUGAGCUAGAUGAUCCACAAGAACAUGUACAACCGAGGAGAUCUGACAGACCAAGAAGAUCCACAACAAAUUCAUAUUAUGUGUACUUAUAA
Molecule: messenger RNA, 603 nt
Organism: Prunus armeniaca (apricot)
Lineage: Eukaryota; Viridiplantae; Streptophyta; Magnoliopsida; Rosales; Rosaceae
Source: the annotation of a GenBank genome assembly